UUGGGUUCAAUUAGAGAUAUUUCGAAUGGUAUUUUUUAUUUUCACUAUCCAUUACACUUUGCUGGCUGGGGUAAGGGGGGUGUUCAAUUCAAGAUGAUUCGAGUUUAACUCGCUUUCUAGUCUUUAUAAAUGGAGUGUAUAGAGCAUGGAGAAGUAUACAGUCUCCAUGGUAUAGAGCGUCCAUGGCUUAUAGUAUGGCGCUAUGUGUAUAUAUAUAUAUACAUACAUAUACUUUUUGCUAUAUAUAUAGUCUCCCGGCAUUAACUGUAUAGUAUGGUUUGUUUAGUUGAGGUUAUGUUUAGCAGUACUGACAUAUCGUGCAACCCUAAACAGAGAAACACUUAAAACAACAUUAAUAGAUAAGCAAUGUCAUUCCGUGGUAGAGGUAGUGGUGGUGGUUUCUCCGAUAGAGGAGGAGGAGGAUUCAGGGGUGGACGUGGUGGUUUCAGAGGAAGAGGAGGUGGUGGAGAUCGCAGAAGCAAUUACGACCAAGGCCCACCAGAAGAAGUAACUCCUUUGUGUCAUUAUGAAUGGUCGGUACAAGAUGAUUUAGUAGCCAAAGUUGACAUUGAGCAAGUUCCUUACUUUAAUGCACCUAUUUAUCUAGAAAACAAACAACAAGUAGGCAAAAUAGAUGAAAUAUUUGGAAACAUUAGAGAUUAUUAUGUUUCUAUUAAGUUGGCUGAAAAUAUUAAAGCUAAUAGUUUUGAAAAAAACACAAAGUUAUUCAUAGAUCCUGCAAAACUACUGCCUCUCCAGAGGUUUUUACCGAAGCCUCCAGGUUCUGUUCAAAAACGCGGAGGUGGCCGUGGUGGAGGACGAGGUGGUGGCCGUGGAAGAAGUGGCCAUGGUGGUGGUUUUGGUGGUAGAGGUGGCGGCUUUGGCGGCCGAGGAGGUGGUGGCGGAUUUGGAGGCCGAGGAAGUAGUAGCGGUUUUGGAGGUCGAGGAGGUGGAAGUCGCGGAUUCCGAGGUGGAAGAGGAGGUGGAUUCAGGGGGCGAGGCAAAUGGUAGCCCCAAAAUUAGAUAUAAUUUUGUGUGAAAGAAAUAUUUUGAAUGAAUGAAACUACUAUUUUGUUAAUAAAAAUUAUCGUCAUAACAUGGAGUGCUAAAGAAGUUAAAUGAAAUAUAAUACA
This is a messenger RNA of Phymastichus coffea, 1133 nucleotides long. It is a transcript of the gene Gar1, whose product is annotated as probable H/ACA ribonucleoprotein complex subunit 1. The record is from RefSeq and is a predicted model, not a curated record. Gene Ontology annotation, biological process: ribosome biogenesis; snoRNA guided rRNA pseudouridine synthesis. Gene Ontology annotation, molecular function: box H/ACA snoRNA binding. The transcript has 4 exons. Bases 367 to 1011 code for a protein of 214 amino acids. Gene Ontology annotation, cellular component: box H/ACA snoRNP complex. Lineage: Eukaryota; Metazoa; Arthropoda; Insecta; Hymenoptera; Eulophidae.